GCCCGGGUGAGUCCGUGUUUGCAGCUGAAAGCUGCUGCCUCCCUGCUGUUUGUCUGGGUGUAAUCUACCGUUAUCCUGCCGUGGAGGUCGGUCAGGUCGUGGUGAGCGACAGAGACAGUCUCUCCUAGGAAUUUAAAGUGAAACCCACAUGCCGUUUGCUUGGCAUGGCACAACUGACAAUCAAAGACGCGGAAUGCUAUAAAGAGCAGCUCCAGAGUGACGCUCAGUUUCUGUGCUCUAACCAGAGGAUGGACACUGAACUGGUUGACAGUCUGGUGCUGCAACUCAACAGGAUCUACCCCCAGAUACUCAGUGACAAGGAAGCCUGCAAGUUCAGAAGCCUGAGAGUCCCCACUACAGAGCGGCUAUGUGAACUGCUGCAGUACCUGCAUGAGAAAGGAGACGAUGCAUGCUAUGAGUUCUACAGAGCCCUUCACAUCCAAGCGGAGGACGUUUACUUCAGUCUGCCCACUAGAAUUAGACAAAGAGAGAUGACCGACUCAAUCAAUGUGGCUGACAUCCCAGAGCGACAUGUGCUUAACGACAGAGGACCAAUUUUCUUUCUGAGUUGUUUCAGCGUUGCAGUUGCCAUUGCAUUUCUCUAUUAUUACGGAGAGGGUCAGAGACUCAGAUGCACGGAAGCAUUCCUUCACUGCUCUGCGGUGAGACUUGGUAAAGACGCCAAGGACGUGUUCGUUUCCUAUGUGGAGGUCGGGAAGCAGAAAUAACAGGACUGAAAUAUUUCAAAAGAACAAGCUGUGCUACUUUACUCUACUGUGCCAAAUCAGUUUCACAUCUCCCUCCAUAGAGAACUUUUGCGUCGUUUCUGCAUGUAGUCAUAUUUUAAAAAAGAGGCACUGAAUUUCCUCCAAAAGCCCAGCUGUCACCAAAAUAGAUGUUACAUUCAUUUGUGAGGUGGCUGUGCACUUCUUGAUAUUGACAGCACAUUGAUUGACACUGAUAAUAUUGACUCUAGCUGAUAUAUGGCUGCUGUUUUCUGAAAUGCAUUGCUUUGGUUUUUAACAGAAAACAAAAGGUCAACCUUUGAUCAAUGGAUGUUUUUUUUUCUAUUUCUGCUUAACUCUUGGUCUUAUCAUAUGCAUCUUUGUUCUGCUCAUUGCCUAUGUCCAAUGUUAUGGUGCUGCUCUUGUCUCAGUAUAGAAAACUGCUUCAGAAGCUUGGUAAUUUACUUGAGAAGCAACAAUAAGCCAAUAUUACCUUUGACUUGAUCAGAGAUCAGCGGGUUAAGUACCUGAGAAAAAAAAAGCAUUCUCAUUAAAAUAAUCAAAUCUAAGAACUUUCAUAAUUUUCUGGAUCGCAUCAACCAACAGCAUGUCCCUUGAUAAUUUUUUAAACAUUUUAAACAUUUUAAUAAAAAUCAGAGGUUGUGAACAUGUCAUUCAAAACUACUACUAGCUUGCAGCACCUCUGUAGUUUUUUUGUUCAGCACAUCAGAGGUCACAGAAAAUCAGAAAAAUAAUGGAUAGGAAAUGAACGAUCACUGCAUCUCUAGGUCUUUCAAAAGACUUUUAGAUUUCUUAUUUGUGCACAACUAUUAAAUGCCAUUUUUAGUUUAAACAUAGCAUAACUAUAUCAACAUGCAGCUGCACAUCUUCAGAACUGUUUUUAGUUCUUCUCAUUCAACAGUGCCAAACUCCAGUGCUCCUGAAGGGCUCUGCAUCUUCAAGAGCUUUCCUUUCAGAUGUUAAUUUCCAAUCUUAAAAGUUGAAGACACCCAUCAACCUCAUUGGGCAGGAGUUUGACAUCCAUGCUGAAUUUAUUUCAUUUAGACUCAUACUACCAGAUUGUUUGGUUGUUUGUCAGUGUGAACAUGCUUUGCUUGAGUUGCACUAGUUUUUAUAGCACAUUUCUGUUAACAUUUUCUACAACACGUUUCCUAAUGCAGGAUUCGGGUUAGUUAAAACAACACGUUUUCUUGAAUACACAAUAUCUUGCCUGUUAAUAGUAGUGCCUUCUAAUGAUGUUGGAACAUAGCAUAAUUUAUUUCCUAAUUAAAAUUAGGAAAUAAAGUAAAAAGAAAUAACACCGUUGAUUCUUUUUAUGUAUAUAUUUAUUUAUUAGCAAUUACAUAACUCUCUGUACAAAGCCUAAUACCAGUGUGACACUUCAGGAGGCUACGGUUACGCAUAUUUCCACUAGAGGGCGCUCCUUUUUCAUUCAUAAUCUUGUGAGACAAUGUUCUUGUCUUCCAUAUUGAUGACAAUAAAAAGCAGCAAACAGCGCUCAUAAAUUAAUAAUGACAAAGUGGAGGAGUAAAGUUGAGUUAAUGUAAGGUAGCAUUAAAUACAUUCCCUUGCACACACAGAGAGUUUUGUGUGCAUGACACAAGCACGUAAAGCUGGAUUUAAACAUUUGCAAAUACAUUUUGCAGAAAUAUUGCUACUCCAGGGGAGUGGAAGGACCCACACACCUAUAAUCUUAAAAUAUUUGUUCUCUCUUUUCUGCAAAGGGAGACAGAAACGUAAACAUAGCAGGAAAUUGUAUUAAAUUAUUAGGAACUGUUGAGUAUAUUCAUUUCAAAGAGUGACGUUGGUUUUUCUGGUUCACAAAAGUUAAAACUUUUCACCAUUUAACAUCAUCCUGACUGUUAAUCUAUUAAACUUAUUGUUUAACGGUGGUGGCAGAAACAUCAUGGAAGUCUAUUUCUCUACAAGCAGUGUUGAUGUGUUGCUUAAAAUGAAUUGUAGUUAAUUCAGUUCAGUUCCUUUAUUGUCCACAGAGGGGGAAAUUUGGUCUGUAGCCAGGAACUUCAAACAUAGAAACAAGCUUCUAUGCACCACAAAUCUGGAACAAACUUCCAUAAAACUGCAAAACAGCUGAAAUGCGGAGUUCCUUUAGAUCUAGCUCUAAAAACCCACCUGUUUAGAGCCGCUUUUGAAACCUAAUCCUGAAACAUUAAUCAAUAAUCUCCUGUGCAAAAUGUAAUGCUAUUGACUGUGUGUUCUAUGAAUUUGUAUUUGUGGUUUUAUGAUGUAAAGCCCUUUGAAAUGCCUUGUUGCUGGAAGGUGCUAUACAAAUAAAA
Messenger RNA from Poeciliopsis prolifica (blackstripe livebearer), 3043 nucleotides. Its product is annotated as caspase recruitment domain-containing protein 19-like. NCBI's taxonomy places the organism in Eukaryota, Metazoa, Chordata, Actinopteri, Cyprinodontiformes, Poeciliidae. Gene Ontology annotation, cellular component: mitochondrion. The coding region runs from base 165 to 728 and encodes 187 amino acids. The transcript is spliced from 6 exons. The record is from RefSeq and is a predicted model, not a curated record.